AUGCUGUCUCUGCGCCCGCCCUCGAUAGCUGCGCGAUGCGCCGCCUAUCGCGCCCUCGCACCUGGCUGCCGCCGCCGCCUCGCGACCGCGCCGCAACUCCGCAAAGUCGUCUUCUCCGGCAUCCAGCCCACCGGCGUGCCGCACCUCGGCAACUACCUGGGCGCCCUUCGACAGUGGGUGCGUCUGCAGGAGGAAGCCGCGCCCGACACGACGCUGCUCUUCUCCAUCGUGGACCUGCAUGCCAUCACCAUCAAGCAGCAUCCGGCGGAUCUGCAGCAAUGGCGCCGCGAGAUGCUCGCCAGCCUGCUUGCCGUCGGCCUCGACCCUGCGCGCUGCGUCGUCUUCGCGCAGAGCAGCGUGCGGCAGCAUGCAGAGCUCAUGUGGAUCCUCAGCUGCGGCGCCUCCAUGGGCUACCUCGGCCGGAUGACACAGUGGAAGAGCAAACUCCAGCUGCCUGACAGUGCCUUGCCCCUGGCCUCGUCCAAGGACCAGCUCAAGCUCGGCCUCUUCUCCUACCCCGUCCUGCAGGCCGCCGACAUCCUGCUGUACAACACCACCCACGUCCCCGUUGGCGAAGACCAGGCGCAGCACCUCGAGUUCACGCGCGAGCUCGCAACCGGCUUCAACCACCUCUACGGCCCGCUCCUCACGGUGCCGGAGACACAGUUGAGCGCUGCGAAGCGUGUUAUGAGCCUGGCAGAGCCGACCAAGAAGAUGAGCAAGAGCGACCCGAAGCCCAAGAGCCGCAUCCUGAUCACCGACUCCCGCGAGACCAUACACAGCAAGCUCAGAUCUGCCCUCACCGAUUCCAUCGAGGGCGUGAGCUACGACCGCGAGGCAAGGCCAGGCGUGUCCAACUUGGUCGACCUGAUACAUCAUUUUGACCAGGCGGGCGCUGCUUCGCCUGAAGAGCUGGCACAGGACCUGAAGGGCUUGAGUAUGCGUGCUUUGAAAGAAAAGGCCGCAGACUCGGUGGACAAGAGCAUCAAGCCUAUCAGGGAACGAUACGAAGAACUUAUGAGCGGAGACCAGAAGAAGCUCAUAUCACACGCCGAGAGUGGCGCUCGGAAAGCAGAAGCGAUGGCCGAGUCCACGAUGCAGAGGAUACGGAACGCCAUGGGCAUCGGCUGGUGAUGGUGCGUGAUGCACAGUCUGCACACCUCUUGUAUCCUAUCUAUACUAUU
Macroventuria anomochaeta is the source of this 1184-nucleotide messenger RNA. RefSeq names its product tryptophanyl-tRNA synthetase-like protein. Gene Ontology annotation, molecular function: tryptophan-tRNA ligase activity; ATP binding. The transcript has a single exon. Gene Ontology annotation, cellular component: mitochondrial matrix; mitochondrion. Gene Ontology annotation, biological process: mitochondrial tryptophanyl-tRNA aminoacylation. The record is from RefSeq and is a predicted model, not a curated record. The coding region runs from base 1 to 1134 and encodes 377 amino acids. NCBI's taxonomy places the organism in Eukaryota, Fungi, Ascomycota, Dothideomycetes, Pleosporales, Didymellaceae.